This is a messenger RNA of Mucor velutinosus, 438 nucleotides long. RefSeq names its product Methylenetetrahydrofolate dehydrogenase [NAD(+)]. The transcript has 2 exons. Bases 1 to 438 code for a protein of 145 amino acids. Lineage: Eukaryota; Fungi; Mucoromycota; Mucoromycetes; Mucorales; Mucoraceae. The record is from RefSeq and is a predicted model, not a curated record.
AUGUCUGGUAGCGGCUUCUUGAUCCCUAUCUCGGGCGGUUGUUUCGUUAAUCUUAUUGCUGCUGGUGUUACUUCUGAUCUUGCUUCUGGUCUUGCUUUUGGUCUUACUGAUGGUCUUGCUUCUGGUCUUGCUUCUGGUCUUGCUUCUGGUCUUGCUUCUGGUCUUGCUUCUGGUCUUACUGAUGGACUUGCUUCUGGUCUUACUGAUGGUCGUACUGAUGGUCUUACUGAUGGUCUGGCUUCUGGUGUUGCUGCUGGUGUUGCUGCUGCUGCUAAUACAGUCUUUCUGGUCUACUGUCUCUGGUGCAUGCUCGUUAUGUGGUGUCGCUCGUUCCUCGGUUUUUUUUACGGUGCUGGUGUUACUGCUGCUGCUGAUAAUAUGGUCUUCCUUGAUCUACUGUGUUUGGUGCAAGCUCGUUGUCUGGUCUACCUCUGGUGA